CGGCGGCAGUGCCUCCCGCGCCCUGCGACCGCCAUCCCGCGUCGCCCGCACCGACACUCCUCGUCCACACACUGCGGAACUUCCCUCACUGAAAAACUGUUCCUCCACCCGUGCCUUGCACCCUGACGUGAUAGUUGAGUGAUACGGCGAGUGUGAGUGCUCCAGCCCCGGCGCCGGUAAACAACCGGUCCAGAUCGGAGGCUGCGCCGCUGCGCGCCCGUUUAUAGUGGAAUGCGGCAAUUUUAACUACUGCAACCUCUGGAGCUCAGCACUGGGAGCCCACUAACAGCUUACUGAGAUACAGCCGCAAUGUCCUGUUAGCGCCUCCUGAUCUGCAAUACAGAUACGAAUCCAUUGUUGAAUGCAGACGAAGGUGAUGCACCAGCGAUGAGUCGCCGCGCGCGGCCGUGACAUGGGAGCGCAGGCAUGGGCUGGCGCGCCGUGCAACCGCCGCACAUCGCCGCCAGUUUACUGCUGCUGCUGCUGGGGCAACUACCAGUGACGUGCCACGUGGAGCACCAGGAUGCGGUGCACAUCACGGCCAUCCUGGGCGAGAGCGUGGUGUUCAACUGCCAGGUGGACUUCCCCGAGGACAUCCCCGUGCCCUACGUGCUGCAGUGGGAGAAGAAGGUAGGCGAAACGGGUCAGGACAUCCCCAUCUACAUCUGGUACGAGAGCUACCCGACGCACAGCGGCGAGGGCUACGAGGGCCGCGUGUCGCGCGUGGCGGCCGACUCGCCCUACGGCGCCGCCAGCCUCAACCUCACCAGCAUCCGCGAGGCCGACCAGGGCUGGUACGAGUGCAAGGUGGUGUUCCUCAACCGCUCGCCCAACCAGCACAAGAAUGGCACCUGGUUCCACCUCGACGUGCACGCGCCGCCGCGCUUCUCCAUCACACCGGAAGACAUUAUAUACGUUAACCUAGGCGACGCAAUAAUCCUGAACUGCCAAGCCGAGGGCACGCCCACUCCAGAGAUCCUCUGGUACAAGGACGCCAACCCCGUGGAACCCUCGGGCACGGUGGGCAUCUUCAACGACGGGACCGAGCUCCGGAUCAGCAACAUUCGCCACGAGGAUAUCGGGGACUACACCUGCAUUGCUCGGAACGGGGAGGGCCAGGUGUCACACACCGCCAGGGUCAUCAUAGCUGGUGGCGCCGUUAUUACGAUGCCACCGACAAACCAAACCAAGCUAGAAGGCGAAAAAGUCCAGUUUACUUGUGAAGCCAAAGCUUUGCCAGGGAAUGUUACUGUGAAAUGGUUCCGUGAGGGUGCUCCAGUGGCUGAAGUAGCGGCCUUGGAGACCAGAGUGACUAUUAGAAGAGAUGGAGCCCUGGUGAUAAACCCGGUGGCGGCCGACGACUCCGGGCAGUAUCUGUGUGAGGUGUCCAACGGUAUAGGUGCCCCGCAAAGUGCCUCCGCUUAUCUUAAUGUUGAAUAUCCUGCUAAAGUGACAUUCACGCCGACCGUGCAGUACCUCCCGUUUCGGCUGGCCGGGGUGGUACAGUGCUACAUAAAGGCCAACCCCCCACUGCAAUACGUCACGUGGACGAAAGACAAGCGCCUUUUAGAACCCUAUCAAACUAAGGAUAUAGUGAUUAUGAACAACGGCUCCUUGCUUUUUACAAGGGUCAACCAGAAUCACCAGGGGAGAUAUACUUGUACGCCUUAUAAUGCUCAAGGAACUCAGGGAUCGUCAGGUCCAAUGGAAGUGUUAGUUCGUAAGCCCCCAGCCUUUACUGUAGAACCGGAGCCUUUAUACCAGAGGAAGGUGGGAGAGUCAGUAGAAAUGCACUGCGAAGCUCAAGAAGCAGAAGGCACGCAGCGACCCAGCGUGGUCUGGCGGAGACGAGACGGCCUUCCCUUACAGAAGGCCCGGGUUCGAGCCAACGGUGGGAACAUUACUAUAGACACGCUAAGGAGACAAGACUUCGGGAUAUAUCAGUGCGUCGCUUCUAAUGAGGUAGCGACAAUAGUAGCAGACACGCAACUAGUGAUCGAGGGCACCCAGCCACAUGCUCCGUACAAUGUAUCUGGGACCGCCACGGAGUUCCAAGUCACGCUCCGAUGGCAGCCAGGGUACGCCGGCGGGCCAGACUACAAGCAGGACUAUACCAUCUGGUAUAGAGAGGCGGGAGUGUCCGAUUGGACCAAAGUGCCCGUCACACCGUCUGGAGCCACUUCCGUGACAAUAAACCGCUUGCAACCAGGAACGACGUACGAAUUUCAAGUGAACAGUAAGAACACCAUCGGAGAAGGCAUGAUGAGCAAAGCUAUUACCAUCAGAACUCUCGACGUAGGCAUCCGACCGAAGGCGGGCGAGGCGCCCGCGCCCACCGGCCCCGUCGACGAAAAGAUAUUCGUACACGCACCGGAAGGCUCGGGUCCGAAGCCGGGUACCCCUCGGAACCUGACAGUGACGGAGGUGCACAACGGGUUCCUGAUCACGUGGCAGGCGCCGCUGGACCGCGCCAACCUCGUGCAGUUCUACACCAUCAAGUACCGCACCGACGCGCAGUGGAAGACGCUCAACCGAGGCAUGAUCCGGCCGGAGGAGACCAGCUAUCUUGUGAAAAACCUAGUCGGCGGGCGCACGUACUACUUCCGAGUCCUGGCCAACUCUGCCACAAGCUACGAGAGUUCCGACGAAGUCAAGUUCCCUGUGCCCGCCCGCGUGAAGCACAAAGCCAUCACCGCCGGCGUGGUGGGCGGGAUCCUGUUCUUCAUCGUGGCCAUCAUACUGUCGGUUUGUGCUGUGAAGAUUUGCAACAAGAGGAAGCGGCGGAAGCAGGAGAAAGCAUACAACAUGGUAGCGGCCAGGCUGACCGACCUGCGCCACGCGGACAGCACUCAAGUGCCUUUUAAAAAAUUUACUGAAAGCGGAAUAUCGAGUGUAGUGGAGUGCGUGCGGUUCACGGCGCACUGGGUGUGGCCAGCGGAGCGGUGCGGCGGCGCGGCGGGCGCGCGCUGGCUGGCGCGGCUCAGCGUGAGCUCGGCGGGCUCGGCGCCGUCGCUGGCCGCGUCCAGCUCGGACGACGGCGGGUUCCUGCCGCGGCUGCGCGCGCCGCUGCGCCCCGCCGCCGCGCCGCCGCGCCUGCUGGCGUCCUCGCCCGCGCCCUGGCCGCCCUGGCCCGCCGCGUGGCCCGCCUGGUCGCCGCUGCACGUGUCCGACCUCAGCUCCGUGCCGUUCCCGAGCUCGGCCGACAACUCGCUGCCCACGCCGCCGUGGGGCGGGCGCGCCCGGCGCCGGCCGCCGCCGCGCCACCCGCGCCCGCGCCCGCUGUCCGAGCCGCCGCCGCACGAGGCGUCGCCCGAGAGCCGCUCGUCGUCCAGCGGCUUCGGCAGCAAGAACGCGUCGUCGUCGCAGCACAAGGGCGGCAGCGGCGCGGGCAGCGUGGCGGAGUGGCGGCCGCCGCCGUACCGCGCGCCGCCCGCGCCGCCGCGCGCGCUGGACGCCGGCUCCGUGGACGGCCACUACGAGUGGGACCGCGCGUCGCGCACGCCCACGCCCAGCACGCCGGCGCCGCGCCGCCUGGACCUGGUGGAGGCGCGCGUGCAGGCCAUGAAGGAGGAGUUCCAGCUGUUCCGCAAGCGCCAGGCGCUGCGCCGCCGCUCGCCCGACGCCGCGCCGCGCCUCGCGCUGCCCGCCGAGAGCGUGUGCUGACACCGCCGACAUACGCUUACUAUAAUACCUACUCAUGUACGAUACACUAAGUUACUCCGUAUGAUCGAAUAUUAUGUACGAAACGAUAGGUCUGGCGUGUAAUUUUUAAGUCCGUUGUGUUGCGAUCGUCCCGUAUUGAAUGUAGGAGCACCGCACGCACGUCAGUGGACGAAGGACCCACCGCCCGAGGGCCCCAGUGGAUGCAGCCGGCGGGGCGCCCGCCCGGCGCCGCAUGUGUCAAUUAUUGCGCGGGCGAGGGCGCGGCACUCCGCCGGACAUUUAUAACGCUUUAGGUAUGAGCGGGGGGGCAUCCACCGCACCGCUCAUACCACAUAAUAUGGUAGUUAAUAUUAAAGUAAUUAACGAUUUACAGUGGAGCGCGCCGGCCGGCGGCGGCGUAGCGACGGUACUAUCCACACUGCAACUCUAUCGCUUUACAUUUUUAAAGCACCAAAUGCACCACAUUUUAUUUAAUUUUAGAUCGAAAAUAAUCAAAUUUUAAACAGGCCUGUCCUCCGUCGGUCGCCCGCGUUCCUUUAUGAUAAAAUAUACUUGAAUAAUGAUAAGUCGUAGGUAAAUAGUAAUUAAAAAUAUGGGAAUUACAAGACGAAGUGUAUAAACUUUAGCUAUACUUUGAAAUAUUUUUAAUGGGUUUUUUUUUCAAGUACAAAUUUGAUUCGUUUUAUAUUAAUUUAUGUCUAUGUUGUAUAAUUUUUAACUAUGUAAAUAUGUAAAAACGUUAAAUAUCUUAUACACCUUUAUUUAUUUAAAAAAAUGAGGUUCUAAAAGCAUUUAGCUGAAAGUUGUUGCGGCGUUAAACUAUUUUCCAAUUAAACUUUUUAUUUACAAACUCGAGAUGUUUAUAUAUUAAAAUUAUAUGAAAGCCUAAAAGCGUUACAAACGUCCUCAGUCAAUUGUCCGAUUACCUACUUAUUUUAUAAAAUAUUUGACUGAAACUAUGCUGUAAUUUAAUUAUAUGAUUGUAUACCACGUUGCUUUAGACUGAGGCUCUUUCCUUGUCCGCCGUCUCCGACGUUGAAUGUUGUUCCUCGAUACACCCACCUUAUAAUUAAGAUUAGUUAUUCAGUCACUGAGAAGACUGUUAGUUCUGUUAAGUUCCGUGCAUGGCCCCGCGUGCACCUGGCACUUUACUCUUUGAGCCGGAUUGUGUUUGGUUAUUUCGACAACCUCCUAAUAAAUAAGUAUAAAAUGUACGCUUUAAAGAAAAUUGAAAAUAACUUUAUUCGUAACAGUAGAUUCGGUAAGUAGUGUAUGUGCGUGCAUGGGUCGCCCAGUGGGUCACUGUCGCCGCCGGUAGCAAACGCAGGGCAGCUAGUGUUCAGUCAACGUUGUCCCGUGGAGAUUGUUGCCAGUAGCCGAAAUGUUGGCUCUACGUAAUAGAGACUGUUCUACUUGGCAACAUUCAGCUACGGGACAAGUUGACUGAACACUAGUGAAGACGUAGGGAAAACGAAAAGUCCGUGGUGUUAAGGCGUUUCCUACCGCGCGGUAGUUACUUUGACUAUUCUAAGCAUGUCGCGGAAAAUAGUGAAAGUAACCGAAUGCGAGAGUAUAAAUAAGUAUAUAAUAAAUAAACACGCCGUUGUAUUUUGUAACAAGCGCAUUAUUUAUACAUAAGUUCACUGCCGACGAGAUAGAAUUAAGCUUAAAAAGAGAUGGGAUGAUGGAAUACAUUUGACAUGGACUCCUGGCCUGUCCCUUCAAACUCUCGUACUGCCGUAUAGAAAUGUAAACGUACUUAUAGAAACGUAAAGUGCAUUAUUAAAGUAAAAGCAGCGUCCAGUUUCAUGUCAAAUAUAUUUGAUUGCUGUGCCUCGACGUAAUUAUAAAUAACGACACACUCAUAGAUAUAUUUCCUGUUAUAUUUAUUUUAUUGUUUUCCUCUAGACGGACUCCAUAGAUACACGAGAUAGGUUAGAUGUUCUGAUUUGUGCAAUAGAGAUUCCCCCGUACAAUAUAUGUUAAAGAUAAUGCUCAAUUUUCGACUGACCAAUUACUGGUAAAGAUUGAUUCGAUACGAGACGUACAGAAAUGAAAGCUUUGAUAAUUGAGCUUUUGGAGCUGUUCCGUUUAAACAGAAAGGCGGUGCCGAAAAAAUAGUAAAGAGGGCCUUCGAUCCUUCAGCUUUAAUCAUCAAACGAAUGAAAUUAAAUUGAAAUAUAAGUAGUUUUGGAUUUUAGGUCAUUCUAGAAUACAUUUGAACAAGUACAAAAGUGCCAUAUUAGGUACCUAGUCGCGAUACUCAUUACUGAUAAGUAGAUGUUUACUGAAACCGCAUAUUUACUGUUUCGGAACAGCUACAAAAGCAUCACUUUGUUUUACUGUAUUGUGAUAUCUCGGAUGUCCCGAAAAUGACGGAUUUAUAGUGUAAAUAAUAAUGUACGAAGAUUUUCAUAAUACUCCAAUCGACGGCUGAAAGUAACGAACGACCACAUACCUACACCAAACACUUUAUUCAGUAGUGUAGUUAAGGUUCACAUGUGGCCUGGGCAUGGCGUGCUUUUAACUUUAAUAAUGAAAUGAAAUAAAAUAGUGAGUGAUUAUAACGUGUUCAAUGAAUAUUGAUGAUCGCAGCCAUGCGCAGGCGCACAUGUAGCAAAAAUAUUAUGUAACAAUCACGUCACCGUUUAAUAAAGGCAUUAUUGUGACACAGCCUUCUGUGUUUACGUGCUGUAACCGCAUCACCACUCAUUUCUAUCGCAACGGAACUUUGUGUGAAAAUGUAGCUUGUCGACAACUCUCAAAGACUGUCAGGACAAUUUAUUAUUAUUCUUUAUUAAAAUUGACAUUAAAAUACAAUAUUCAAUAGUAAAAUAAUUGAGUCUGAUAAUUUGAAUUGAAAUGAAAAAUGAUAAAUUUAACGCGGAUUCGCUCAUUGGACAUUGAAGCUUGUAACGUUGAACUGAGCACCAUUAAUCAAAGGGAAACUAACUCUAAGUCUUGUAACUACGUGCUAAAUUAAAACGGCACUGGUGCGUAUUAUCUGAUAUUCUAAACGUAUACAAUCAAGAGUAAUAGGUUAAUAGCUCAAACCAUGUGAUAUCUAGUCUUUUUCUAUUUUGAAGCAUUUUUCCGUUGCUUAACGAACGUGUCACGUGAUAUCGUUGUAACCGCAGACAGAUUCCGUGAUAAUUUCUGGUAUACAUUCAGUCUGACUGCUGAAUAUGGCACUAAACCUAGUCUAGCUAGGAACAUAAGUAACUAACAGCGAGAUUUCUGUAUAGUGCAAGCAGCCGACAAAAUGGAUGCCAAUUACCCGGAUCUGCUUGACAACAUUAAUUUUAUUUGUUUCAGUUUGAAAACUAAUAAAUAUAACACUUUAGCGACAUCUUUUCAUAUAUUAAAAGCACCCUAUUUCCACAAGAUUAUUGUAAAUUUAAAUAAAAACGAAAGUCACUCAAAGUCUGCAUUUCGUACCAUCAUUCGACAAUUUCUAUAGACUAAAAGGAAAAGAUAGCAAUAUUAUUAGGCUAAUGUAACUAAAUCGUAUAUCAGAUUUGUAUAAAGGAAUGUAAGUAACGAAAAAUAAGUAAAGCACACUGGCUAUAAACUUGGUCCCAAAAUGGUAUUCUUACCCUCUUCGUUGAAGAUGGCAUUUGAAGGUGGCAAAAGAAGUCGUCUUUAUACGAGUACCUAAAACUAAAGCUGCGCUCCUACAGGCUAGUAUAAGGUACUUUAGCUCUGUAGAUGGCGAUCAAAAUUGUUUCUGUGAAAUCCGUCAAUUCAUACAAACAAGUGAUCGCCGCGCCGCUUCAGGACGUCACCACGCCGUUGCCUCACGCCAGUUUCAAAUGCCACCUGCAUCGUCAUCACUGUAUCCCCUGAACAAGCACAAUAUCUCAGCACAAUAGAUGUUGAAGUCUGUACAGCAUGAUCGACCAGCUUGCCCAGCACACGCCACCGUUUUAUAGACUCAAAGAUAUUGGUUAUUUUGAUUCUUAGAAUAUUUUUAGUUAUAAGUGUUGAGGUCAUGUGUUUACUGUGUAAGCACAGAAUGGAAUCAAUUCAAAAUACAAUAAUGUUGCCACAAUUAA
Molecule: messenger RNA, 7718 nt
Organism: Plutella xylostella (diamondback moth)
Lineage: Eukaryota; Metazoa; Arthropoda; Insecta; Lepidoptera; Plutellidae
Gene: tutl
Product: immunoglobulin superfamily member turtle
Biological process (GO): homophilic cell-cell adhesion; dendrite self-avoidance; axon guidance
Cellular component (GO): plasma membrane; axon
Molecular function (GO): cell-cell adhesion mediator activity
Source: RefSeq, a predicted model, not a curated record